Messenger RNA from Neoarius graeffei (lesser salmon catfish), 234 nucleotides. RefSeq names its product protein kinase (cAMP-dependent, catalytic) inhibitor beta (gene pkib). Gene Ontology annotation, biological process: negative regulation of cAMP-dependent protein kinase activity. The transcript is spliced from 2 exons. Gene Ontology annotation, molecular function: cAMP-dependent protein kinase inhibitor activity. Gene Ontology annotation, cellular component: cytoplasm; nucleus. The coding region runs from base 1 to 234 and encodes 77 amino acids. Lineage: Eukaryota; Metazoa; Chordata; Actinopteri; Siluriformes; Ariidae. The record is from RefSeq and is a predicted model, not a curated record.
AUGACUGAUGUGGAGACUGUUGUCACCGACUUCGCUGCCACAGGAAGGACUGGCCGACGAAACGCCAUGCCAGAUAUUUUAGGUUCGAAUGCAGGACCUGAAGCAGCAGACCUUCCAAACAAACUAGCUGAUCUUACUGUUGGAGAUAAUGCUGAACAUGGAGGAGAAGGUUCAUCCGCAAGUGACACAGUCAAGGACCCUGCAGGAGGAAAGGACCAGGCAGAGGGAACAUAA